AUGUCACCGAGCGAGACGACACCACUUAUCAAAUCUACAUCCAUACCCUUAUCAUCAUCAUCAUCAAGGGUGUCCUCUACUCCACAUGAGCUGCAUUGGCUUUCUCGAAACAGCGUACCAGUUGCAGGAUUCUAUCUGCUCAACUUACUAAGUAAGCUGACAUACGUGUCAGCGUUUGGACACCUUGGACCAAAUGAACUGGCAGGCUCAGCACUUGGAACCAUGUUUACAACCAUCACAUCAUCCAGCGUUGCGCUAGGGACUCUUAAUGCACUCGACACGCUUUGUGGUCAAGCAUGGACUGGAUCCAAGGACAAGACGUUGGUUGGGCUCCAUUUGCAAAAAUCAAUUGUAGUCCUUGUAGCAUGGCAUGUAAUUUUGGCACCCUUAUGGCUCAAUGCAACUCGGCUAUUUGUGGCCAUUGGCCAAGAUCCUGAUGUGGCUCUCUUUGCAGGCAUUUAUUUACGAUAUGAUUUGUUUGGUGCACCAGCCUACUGUUGUUUUGAGGCAAUUCGCAAGUAUCUUCAAUCACAAGGCAUUAUGGGAGGUAGCACAGGGGUCCUAAUGUUGACGACGCCAUUGACGGUGAUCUUGACAUAUACGUUGGCGUUCAUGCUCAAUCUUGGAUUUGAUGGUGUUAUGCUGGCGAGCACCAUAACGAGCUGGUUGAUGUUGACCUUAUUGAUUGGAUACACGUAUCUCAAAUGCGAGCGGCAUCAUGAGACAUCUUAUUGGGGUGGCUGGAACAGCGCAUGCUUAAAUGACUGGAAACCGUAUCUAGGUUACGCUAUCCCUGGUAUUGUCAAUCUUGCAUCCGAAUGGUGGUGCUUUGAACUGGUAUCUUUAGGAGCGUCGUACUUGAGCACAAAACAUUUGGCAGCACAAUCGAUUCUCAUGUGCCUCGAUCAGCUGUGUGCUUCACUUGGAUGGGGCUUAUCAGCCGCUGUAGCUACACGUGUCAGCAACCGGAUUGGGAGUAUUUGCAUGAAUAAUAGCAAAGACAACGAAGAUGACGACAACAGCUCCAACAGCAUCAAGGCAACAUUACAUGCAGCAUGGAUGUUGGCGGUUGCCAUGGCAGUGGCGCUUGUCUUGGUAACGCUGUUGCCAUUGCUUGCCACUUUUGGACAACUUGUUGGGCUUGUGUUCACAAAUGAUCGCGAUAUUGUACACAUUGUGGCCCAAGUGAUGCCUUUGUUUGGGCUAUACUUGGCAGUUAAAUUUGUUGGACAAGCAUGUACAGGUAUUAUGCGCGGUAUGGGGAGACCUGAUAUUACCACGUACAUCAACAUCAACGCGUAUUACGUGAUUGGUUUCCCUGUUGCUUAUAUUCUCACAUUCAAGGCGGGCUGGGCUCUUGUUGGCUUGUGGAUUGGUCUAUGUUUGGCCAUGUUUUUAGCAGCUAGUGCACAUUUGGCCUACAUCUCCUCCAUCAAUUGGCGAUGGGUCACACAGUCCACUUACAACCGCAUUAAGUGCGAGCAAGACCGAUUGGUUCAUUCAAAUGCACGAUGA
Lichtheimia ornata is the source of this 1515-nucleotide messenger RNA. RefSeq lists its product as uncharacterized. Gene Ontology annotation, biological process: xenobiotic detoxification by transmembrane export across the plasma membrane. Gene Ontology annotation, molecular function: antiporter activity; xenobiotic transmembrane transporter activity. Gene Ontology annotation, cellular component: membrane. Bases 1 to 1515 code for a protein of 504 amino acids. The record is from RefSeq and is a predicted model, not a curated record. The transcript is spliced from 4 exons. NCBI's taxonomy places the organism in Eukaryota, Fungi, Mucoromycota, Mucoromycetes, Mucorales, Lichtheimiaceae.